GUUAGCUGUGUAGUGUUUAUAAUUUUCUUUGCGGCGGCUUUUCCUUCAUAGAAACUUCAUAAAAAUGUUCUCCUGUUCUAAUGGAUUAUGGCUUCGUUGACUGUCACGGUCACAUAUCAGCCCCGGAGUUCCAGCAGGGUCUUCCAGAUGUGAUCCACAGAACCAGGCAGGCCGGGGUAAAGACUCUGGUGGCCGUCACAGAGGGAAUGGAGGAAUUCUCCAGAGUUCUCCAUCUGCAGGAAAGAUAUCUGGACCUGGUGGCUCCGUGUCUGGGGCUGCACCCCCUGCAGGCCGCCGGGGGUCAGCGCAGCGUCCAGCCUCCGGACCUGGAAGAAGCUCUGCCUCUUUUCUACAACCUCAGAGAACGACUGGUCGCCGUCGGAGAGAUCGGGUUGGAUUUCACGCCGUGGUGCGCUCCGACCCAGCAGGACAGAGACGACCAGAUGAAGGUCUUCAUCGGACAGCUGGACGUCGCCAUGGAGAUGGACCUACCCGUGAACGUCCACUGCAGCCAAAGUCACCAAAGACACCAUGAGACGGCGAGAGAGAUCCAGCGGAUCCCUCUGGAUCACAUCUGCCUGGAGACGGACUCUCCGGCCCGCGGCCUCCACAGGAACGUGAGUCGGUCGCCAACGUUCCUCAGGACAGACGCGGAGACCACCGUCCUCUUCCUGCCCCCGUCUGCUUGACAGGAGAGGAACGAGCCGGCUAACAUUGCCCUGUCCUAAGGUCAAAGGUCAGGCGCCAGAAACGGUCCGGGACAUCACGACUCAGAACGCCUACAGACUGUUCAGCAGAGCCAGCAGAUGAUCAGAAAAACCCUGAGGAACACCAGGCUGCUCAGUGUGGAUUUAACUUCAGUUUUAAUACAUGUAGAAACAUCAUUUCCUUCUGCGCCUGUUGGACUUUCCAGAAACAGUCUUCAGUCAGAGGCCUCUUUGGA
Messenger RNA from Gambusia affinis (western mosquitofish), 943 nucleotides. It is a transcript of the gene tatdn3, whose product is annotated as TatD DNase domain containing 3. Gene Ontology annotation, molecular function: hydrolase activity, acting on ester bonds. The record is from RefSeq and is a predicted model, not a curated record. The transcript is spliced from 9 exons. The coding region runs from base 81 to 689 and encodes 202 amino acids. Lineage: Eukaryota; Metazoa; Chordata; Actinopteri; Cyprinodontiformes; Poeciliidae.